GCAGCGGCAAUCCAAUUAUGUAUCUCUUCCUUCACUUGCUGAUCAAUUUGAAGAUCUUCACGGCAAAAAUGGCGACGGCGCAGAUCAUUCCGGUGAGAGUUGGGGUUGUGCUGGAUAUGGAUGAUUAUGGGAAGAUGGCGUUCAACUGUAUAUCAAUGGCGCUUACGGAUUUCUAUGCAACGCAUGAUCAUUAUAGAACGAGAUUGGCUCUCACCAAUCGGGACUCCAAAUACGACGUCGUUGGGGCAGCUGCAGCAGGUUUGGACCUACUGAAGAAUGUCCAAGUGCAAGCAAUCAUAGGCCCUAUGUUCUCUGUCCAAGCCAACUUCCUUAUUUCUCUCGGACACAAAGCUCAAGUUCCCAUCAUCACCUUCUCGGCCACAAGCCCGUCUCUCUCGUCUCUCCGAAGCCCGUAUUUCGUUCGGGCCACUCUAAACGACUCUUCGCAAGUAGGCUCCAUAGCCGCAAUCGUCCACGCCUUCGGUUGGCGAGAAGUCGUCCCGAUCUACGAGGACAACGAGUUCGGGGAAGGGAUCAUACCGUUCUUAACCGACACAUUGGAAAACGUGAACGUACGCUUGCCGUACAGGAGCGUCGUCCCGCCGCUAGCGACCGAUGAUCAGAUCGUCGCCGAGCUGUACAAGCUGAUGACCAUGCAGACACGAGUUUUCGUCGUCCACAUGCUGACUCAUCUCGGAGCCCGCCUCUUCGCGAAAGCGAAGCAGCUUGGGAUGAUGAGUAAGGACUACGCGUGGAUAGUGACGGACAGCGUUACGAACGAGUUGAACUCGAUGGACCCCACCGUCGUCGAGUCCAUGCUGGGAGUAAUAGGAGUGAAGCCUUACGUGACGAAGACGAAAGAACUCGACGAUUUUACGGUCCGUUACAAGAGAAGGGUUCGCCAGAACAAUCUUAACGUGUACGGGCUAUGGGCUUACGACACGGCCAUCGCACUCGCCAUGUCAGCAGAAAAGGCCGGACUCGACAAUCUUACGUAUCAAGAAUCAAACACGUCGACAAAUUCCACCGACCUUGAAGCCUUUGGUGUAUCGUUAAAUGGACCGAAGCUCAUCCGGGCUUUAUCGAGUAUCGAAUUUACAGGUCUUGCCGGAGAUUUUCAAUUGGUCGACGGUCAACUCCAAGCGCCUCCGUACGAGAUAGUCAACGUGGUGGGCCCCGGAGCUCGAGUGAUAGGAUACUGGACGAAGGAGAAUGGAAUCGUCAAAGAGCUGAAUUUCACGAGCGUCUCGGACGACAACCUUGGGUCUAUUAUAUGGCCGGGCGACAAAUCUUCUCCGCCUAAAGGUUGGGUGGUACCGACAAACGGGAAGAAAUUGAGAGUCGGGGUUCCUGCAAAAGUUGGUUUCACCGAGUUCGUGCGCGUUACGUGGAAUUCGGACAACACUACUAAAGUGGAAGGAUAUUGCAUAGAUGUUUUCGAUGCAGUGAUGGCAGCAUUGCCGUAUGGUGUGCAGUAUGAGUACGUUCCGUUUGCAACCCCCGAUCGUAAGAUGGCUGGAAACUACAACGAUUUGGCGUAUCAGGUCUACCUUGGAAAGUACGACGCUGUGGCUGCAGAUGUAACGAUUUUGGGAAAUAGAUCAAAGUACGUCGACUUCACUCUGCCUUACACAGAGUCCGGUAUUUCGAUGGUUGUACUGAUCGAAGAGGACAAGAGCGAAAACGCAUGGGUGUUUCUCAAGCCGCUGACUUGGCAGCUGUGGUUGACGAGUUUUUGCUCGUUUCUUUUCGUCGGAUUCUUGAUUUGGAUUCUUGAACACCGAAUCAACGAAGAUUUCCGAGGCCCUUUUUGGUAUCAGUUCGGAACGAUUUUCUGGUUCGCCUUCUCCACUAUGGUAUUCGCCCACAAGGAGAGGGUGAUAAGCAAUUUGGCUCGGUUCGUGCUGAUUAUAUGGUUCUUGGUUGUUCUUAUACUAACGCAAAGCUACACCGCCAGUCUUACGUCGAUGCUGACUGUUCAGAAACUCCAGCCGACAGUAACCGAUGUGAACGUGCUUAUUCAGAACAAGGAAUACGUCGGCUACUCGAAAACGUCGUUUGUUUUCGGAGUUCUCAAGAAAAUGAAUUUCGACGAGUCGCGGCUUAGGCCAUUCACCUCAUUGGAGCAAAUGGACGAACUUCUCUCCCGAGGGAGCGGAAACGGUGGCGUAGCUGCUGCGUUUCACGAGAUCCCGUAUAUAAAGUUGCUCCUCGGCAAAUACUGCUCAAAAUACAUGAUGGUCGGGCCCACGUACAAGACUGAUGGUUUCGGAUUCGUCUUUCCGAUAGGUUCUCCUUUAGUACCGGAUGUGUCGAGAGCAAUUUUGAAUGUGACCGAGGGACAAAAGAUGGUGGAAAUCGAGAGGAAAUGGUUCGGGGAUAAGACGAAAUGUCUAGACUCGAAUGCGUUGCUUUUACCGAAGAAUCUCGGGCUAGCGAGCUUUUGGGGGCUUUUUAUGAUUGUAGGAAUAGUCGGGAUCGCAGCUUUGAUAAUCUACGCGGCUAAAUUCCUAAGCGAAAAUUCGACCGUCUUAAAUCACUCCGAUCCCGAAUCGACGACGUGGAGUAAGAUAAUACGGUUGAUAAAAAAUUUCGACAACAAAGAUCUGAAGUCGCAUACUUUCAAGAAACACAAGCCGAGCGAGAAAGAUGAUAAUUAUUAUGAUGUCGACGACGAUCCGUCAAAUUUCUCGCCUACUACUUACGGCCACUCGAGUCCCGUUUUCUCGAGCUCCCCGGAACAGAACACGGAGAUUGAUCCGAACGAAAAAACAAGCGAACAAACUGCAAUGCCAGCAAACGAGAUUCAUUAGAAGUUUAUGAAAAAUGAUUAUUGUGGUGGUGUAUGAAGUACAUAUACCACAUUCAAUAAAAAGUUCAUGAAUAUUAGAUAUUGAUGUAUCUAUAUCUACUCAUGGCUUAAUUUCACUUUGAAUCCUCGAAAUGUAGUAUUUUGGCACUUUGUACAUUGCACCCUCAGAAAGAAAUAAUGCCACUUUGUACCCUUAAAAGGUAUU
Molecule: messenger RNA, 3017 nt
Organism: Erythranthe guttata (spotted monkey flower)
Lineage: Eukaryota; Viridiplantae; Streptophyta; Magnoliopsida; Lamiales; Phrymaceae
Product: glutamate receptor 2.2
Cellular component (GO): membrane
Molecular function (GO): ligand-gated monoatomic ion channel activity
Source: RefSeq, a predicted model, not a curated record